AUGAUGUCCUUCCAAUUCCACGACCUCAUGUGCUACAACAUGUCCUUCGGCAAGAUCAACACCAACAAGAUGGGCGGAUUUCCUGGACUGGUUAUCCAGCUGGCCUGGGUCCAGAUCACCUGUAAAGGAAAGUGGAAAACCACGGGGUCAGUGAGCUGGCUGGUCGUAGGAGAUGGCACCAUCACUGCGCAAACGGAUGAGACGAAGAAUAACCACGCAACAGUUGGAUUCUACCUGGUUGCGCACCAGAGGCCUAACGUAUACGACUGGGUCUAUUCCACUACUUGCAAAGCAGACCUGAACUUCCAGAUCUCCUUGUCUGGGGGUGUGGCAGCCUAUAUCACCGACAAGCUGAUGGGUUAUUUUAGCGGUACUUUGAGUGAGAUCAUCAAGGGCCAGAUCGAACGGAAGGUCUGCGGCGUUAUGGAGAAGCAAGUGGAGCCCCAGCUCAGCCAGCAGCUCCAAAAGCUCAACACGCUGCUUCUCCCUCCCCUGGACAUGAAUGCCCCAGACCGACUCCAAGAACGCCGGUUGGAGGAAAACAGCAGCUCCGAGCCCACACUCCAAGUCACAGAUACAAACGCCAGCUCCUCCGAGCCGGUUUUGCCAGACCAUGGGGAUGUAGACGAUCGACCAGCUGGUCCUGGCAUAGUGGACUGGACCAACACGCAGGCCCUGGAAUGGGCCAGCUGGAUCAGCACCGAGGUACUUCCGCCCGAUGCCAUCCAUGAGCUCUCGCGGUGGGCGCUGCAAGGUGCAGAAGACAUGCACUUGAACCUUGCUGGGCUUCCCCACAUGGAGCACGGCUUCGUGGUGGACCAGGCAGCUGCGGGUCUCCGCUUGGGAGCCACAGCAACACUCGAGGAGAUCGUAGUCCACGGCGCGCAGAGCCUGAAGGCCUACUCCAUGGAGGCUGUGAGCCCCACCGAGCUUCAGUUUUCUGCCGAGUUCGGCACGGAGGAGCAGCCCAAAGUGGGCUUUUCUGCAACUAUGCUGGUGCGCCUUCAGGCGCAGGACACGGAGGAUUGGUGGCGCCAUGAUGCUGUCUCUUCUGUGGAAGAAAGGAUGAGCUUCCGUGUGGCUUUCCUGCGGCCCCGUGCACGAGUCCAGGCGCGGCUGCUCUGCAAAGACGAUCCAACAACACCACUCUACACUGCCAGCCAAUGGUUUUGGGAUCCCGUCCACUGCUCCAGGAGCCUCUUCGUGGAGGCGCCCACCAUAGAAAAGCAGAAUCUGACCUUCGCCGGCCUGGCCGAACCUCUGUCGUGGACGCCCUUGACUCAAGGUGUUCUGGAACAUGACUUGUCGACGCUUUUCAACGAGCUCGUCGCUCUCUUCAACACCUUGUACGAGGAGCACCUGCCUGAGGCCCUGAUGCGCUUGGGAGGCAGCCAAAACGGCCUCGAGGCGGUGAACAAAGUGCUGGCGCAUCUGGCUUCGCCCACCAAGUGCAUGGAUCUGAGCAACGCGAACCACAGAACACAGGGACGGUAUGGCGAAGAGUUCUCUGACUGGCCAAAGCUGCUGACUUCACAGUUGAAAGACUGGAUGGACAACAUGGUCACUGGCUUCCUUGAAGCCAAUGAGACUUCAGUGUUGAAGUUUGUCUCGAACAUGCCAGCCAUCUCUGCCGGGCCUUUCACCAAGCUUCGCCUAACAGACAUGGGCGUGAGCGGAACCAACCAGAUCACAGAUGCGCGCUUCAUGGUGCCGAAUGCACAUGCGCCCGAGACCCUAGGAUUCUACAUGACCACUGGCUGCCCGCACGGUGAGAAGUCAUACAGUGCCACGUUGGCCAUGAGGCUGGCCGCCGAGACUCCACCAGGUGAGGCGCUCGUGGAGGUGGAUGCCCCCUGUGGCACUUUCGAAAUGGUUCUGAACGUGAGCCUAGAUACGAUGAAGACGGCCAAUAUGCUCGUGCCCCCAACGCUGUUCUGCACGUUGUUGACACCCUUCAAGACGCUGAAGGUGGAGGAUCUGAAGCUGGUCUUCGAAUCUACGGGCGAGGUUCGGGUGACGCUGGGAUCGACUUCCCACAAGCCAGUUCAGGAGCUCUGGGCGCUCUACCCGCAGCUAUCUGCUGCAGUCCAUGCGAUGCUUCAGUCGCUGGCGAGCGCGGAGAACUUAACCGAGGUGCUAGAAUUCUUGCACCAGGAGGCUGUGAGGGAGUGUGAUGCAAAGGCGGAGCGGAGGCUAACCGCCAAGAAGAGUGGGUCCAAGAGCGUCGACGCCCUUGGUAUCAGCUAUGAUGAGGGCUUCAACCCUGUGGUCUGGCUGGCCUCCUUACUGGGUGGCCUCGCCGCUGCUGCGCUGGUUCUGGCCGCGGUCGUGUGGCAGGCCGGCAGGCAAAAGGUCUCCGCUUCCAAACCCUUGGGUGUGCAUUGCUGGCUCGCAGCCCGGGGCAACGCCCGCUGGAUGGUUGUUGCCGUCUGCACGAUGCUAGCCUUCUCCGUGAUCCUGCGAAUAGUCGCGUGCAGCCUGCCAUACACAUCCCUGACGAUGAGCAUGUUCUACACGCCCAGCAGGCUGGAACUUGACAGCCAGACGGUUGCCACCUUCACUUACUGGGGGUUGGCGCUUCAGUUCAAAGCAGGAGGAGGUAGCAUUAUCUUCAUCAAGUUUGUGCUGACCUCUCUUGCCUGUGGCAUGGUUUCUUGCGCCCUCCUGGCCUUGCCGUGGUUGCUUGGGCUGAGCUUUCCCGCACAGCACGUGCUGAUCCGAGUGGCAAUUUGGAUAGGCAGACUGCCGUUCCAGGAAUCCCAAACUCUGGCGAACGCUGCCUUGUCCAUGAACGCAAACUUGGCUUUGCCGAUGGAUGCGGAAAGCCAGAUGAGGAUGCUGCCUCUUGUUGGGCCCUUCGUUGCGAUCACGGCCUGCCUUCUCUGCCUCGGCGCUGGUGUGGUCAUGGCCCUGUCGUUGCCGCAGCGAUCUGCGAAAACAACGGAGUCUCCGGAUGACAAGCAGUGGGCUUUGCCCGAUUUAGCGCUGUGCUCCGGCAUCCUCACCGGAACCUUCAUCUGGCUGUUCUUCUCCUUCCUCUCGGUGGGCUUCCAGGGCCUGGCUGGCAUGGUCUUGGCGCCAGGGACCUACUCCGGCAUGGACCUGGGAGCCUACAGCCCAGGGUUGAAGAGCGUUUUGUUGCUGCAGACAGUCGUGGCGCCGGUGGGUCAGGCAAUCUUUGUGGCCUUGCGCGCGAUUGAGCUUGUCUCAGAGCGUUGGCGACCGCUGGAGGAGCUCUGUAUGAGCCUGAAUACUCUGGACGUCUUCGCGAUUGUGUUCCUGUUCUCUUUCGUUGAAAACGUCGAUGGCUUCACGACCUCCUUCGUCAGUUCAAACUUUGCAGACAUCGCCGCGAACGUUCGGAAGCUUUUUGGGAUGCCAGCUGUCGGAGUGGACGUGGCCGUGGUGGAGAUGGGGACAGUGGGUCUCUGCAUUGCAGCAAUAUGCACAUUGGUGCUCUACAUCCGUUCUUCGAUGUACUUCCACACGUUUGUGCCCAAGGUGGUGGCCAGGAGAGAUGUGGAAGACUCAACUGUCGCAGUUGAGCUGCAGUGA
Symbiodinium natans is the source of this 3555-nucleotide messenger RNA. The record is from the annotation of a GenBank genome assembly. NCBI's taxonomy places the organism in Eukaryota, Dinophyceae, Suessiales, Symbiodiniaceae.